This is a messenger RNA of Chelonus insularis, 1017 nucleotides long. RefSeq lists its product as uncharacterized. The record is from RefSeq and is a predicted model, not a curated record. Gene Ontology annotation, molecular function: catalytic activity. The transcript has a single exon. Bases 1 to 1017 code for a protein of 338 amino acids. Lineage: Eukaryota; Metazoa; Arthropoda; Insecta; Hymenoptera; Braconidae.
AUGAAUGCCGGUUCACAAGGCUACGCAGUUAGAGGAUUUGGCCAAGCCAUAGUCGCUGCAAAAACCCUUAAACGGGAAAAACCCAAAUCGGCCAUUGUUGUAGUCAACCCUCUCCUCAAGAUGCUCUACAUAGACGAACUAAGCACUGCACACUGUACGUGUGCCCUCAUUGAAAAGCUUGGAUAUUCGUUCUACGCUAUCUCACACUACUUUCAACAUAAGGACCCAAUCGAAAUCCAUAUCGGACACUUAAGAAAGGUCCUAACGACCCUUAGAGGCAAGCAAGUUCUUAUCUGUAUGGAUGCGAACGCCCGAUAUCCUCUGUGGUCACUAGACGUCGAUACCAGAGGGGAAAAGCGUGCAAACUUCCUCACCGAAUUCGGUCUUGAAGUUCUCAAUAGAAUUGAAGAAGGCCCCACUUACAGCUCCCCAAGAGGGGAAUCGCACAUUGACGUGACCGUAGCUACUCAAGGACUGUCACAGUACCUUAGUAAAUGGUCAGUCGAGAGAGAGUGGGUACAGGGAUCGGACCAUAUGGCCAUCGGAAUCCAGCUUGGUCGAAGCGAAGUGCAGGGUGCAACUUACACGGAGACAACCCGACGGUUCAAUGUCAAAGCAGCCGAUUGGGAAGCCUUUGGAAAGCUGAUACCCGAGCUAGAGAGCACACUUUCCGCUGGACCACCGCUGGACUCUCCGAUGAACAUUGACAGAUUCGCUGUCACUCUCGCAGAUGAGUUAACGGACAUUUGUGAAAAGUCCAUGCCACGACGUAAAGCACCAAGGAAAGCGAAUCCUUGGUGGAAUAGCCACCUAUCCUGCCUGAAGCGCAGCGUUUACAGACUACGCCAUAGAUCCCAACGUACCAAGAAGCUUGGUACAAGCGCCCACCGAACCACGACGGCGAGACUCCGAUACCGCCAGCAGGUAAGGAUGUACUCCAGAGAAAUCAAAAGAGCGAAGACAGACAGCUGGAAGAAGUUUGUUACAACCCACGGGACGAGGAAAAAUGGGACGUAG